Molecule: messenger RNA, 1951 nt
Organism: Benincasa hispida (wax gourd)
Lineage: Eukaryota; Viridiplantae; Streptophyta; Magnoliopsida; Cucurbitales; Cucurbitaceae
Product: ethylene-responsive transcription factor RAP2-12-like
Biological process (GO): ethylene-activated signaling pathway; regulation of DNA-templated transcription
Molecular function (GO): DNA-binding transcription factor activity; DNA binding
Source: RefSeq, a predicted model, not a curated record
UUAAAACCCUAAACAAGAAUCCCCUUCCCUUGAAAAUUAAUUCACUUCUCAACAAUUAAUCUUCCAUUUCAUUCCAAUCCUCUUCCCAAUUUCUCUCAGAAAUCGAAAAAUCCCCAACUUUCCCACCUUUUCUGUCAAAAUCCUGUCACUUUAACUGUUUCAUUCUUCAAAAAUGUGUGGAGGUGCUAUAAUCUCCGGCUUCAUUCCACCGACUCGCUCCCGGCGAGUCACCGGCGAACACCUUUGGCCUAAUCUCAAGAAACCUGGGUUUGGAAAUCAAUUGUCGAACCCGGUCAAGUCUGAUAUUAUUGACAUUGAUGAUGAUUUCGAGACUGAUUUCCAGCAUUUCAAGGACGAUUCCGAUUUGGAAUUUGAUGUGGAGGAGCUCAUCGAUAUCAAACCCCUUGCCUUCUCUGCUGCUGGAAACCCUCCCCUUCCUUCUGCUCGUGCUUCAAAAUCUGUAGAAUUCUCUGGACAAGCUGAAAAAUCUGCAAAACGAAAGCGAAAGAAUCAAUAUAGGGGAAUCCGACAGCGACCAUGGGGUAAAUGGGCAGCAGAAAUUCGUGACCCACGGAAAGGAGUUCGUGUGUGGCUGGGCACUUUUAAUACUGCUGAAGAAGCUGCUCGAGCAUAUGAUGCUGAAGCACGACGAAUUCGUGGAAAGAAAGCGAAGGUCAAUUUUCCUGACGAAGUGCCACGAACUAGUGGAAAACGUUCAGCAAAGACAAACCUCCAGGAACCACUUCCCAAAACUAGAUUGGCAAAGACCCAACCAGAUCUAAUCCAGAACGAUAAGUUUGUGAAUAACUCUUGUGAAGAAUACUAUAGUACCGUGGGUUUCCUGGAGGAAAAACCGCUUACAAAUCAACUUGUCAACAUGAGUUCAUUCUCUACCAAUGGAGAUGGUGCAAUAAAAACCAGUCCAGCUUCUUCUGAUGUUGCACCCAUGUUCUUUAAUUCAGAUCAAGGUAGCAAUUCCUUUGAUUACUCUGACUUUGGUUGGGGAGAGCAGGGUGCAAAGACUCCCGAAAUCUCGUCUUUUCUUUCAGCUGCCAUGGAAAGUGAAGAUUCACACUUUGUGGAGGAUGGUUCUCCAAGCAAGAAAGUCAAGUAUAGCCCAGAGAAUACGGUGGUUUCUCAAGGCUCUGAAAAGACUUUAUCUGAGGAGUUGUCUUCUUUUGAGUCAGAGAUGAAAUACUUCCAGAUGCCAUAUCUCGACAGCAGCUGGGAUGCAUCAAUGGAUGCCUUCCUUGCAGGAGAGACAGGGAACCAGGAUGGUGGGAACUCAGUCGACCUUUGGACCUUUGACGAUCUUGCAGGAAUGGUCGGCAGUGUCUUCUAAGCAAAUCUUGUCCAGCUUGUUGCUAGGUUAUGUAAAUAAAAGCUACAUAUUAGUGAGUUUGACAUCUUUAUCAGUUCCUCCCCAAGUUUUUCCUGAUUUUUCAAAAAUGUAUACUCCUUCCCUUCAGGAUCGUAUCCUUUGUUUUCUUUAAAAACUUGAAAAUCUCACAUAAACUUAUUGCAGGAACAUUUGUGAUCUGUUAUGGGAAUGGACGUGAGAGAGAUCUGCCUGCAUUAGGAAUGGCCUAACAAACAUAGCUAUUGGUGUGUAUGUUGAAUGUGAGGACACUUAGUGUACUACUUGGUAGGCUUCAUUUCAUGUUUCGAAGACCAUAAUAUGGGAAACUCAAAACUAAUAUAAUGCUUGUACUGAUAAAAACUACGUGUGGUUGGUUUGCUAUGGACGUUGAAAAACUUGAUGAAUCUCAUUUCUGCCUUCUGUGUUUGUAUAAGUGAUGGAUGGAUGGUCGGAUGGUUGUGUCAUUCUUUUCUUUUUCAUAUUACUUCCAUAUUUUCAUAAUUCGUAAACUGAACCGAAAGUUGGGUUUGGUUAUCAUUUUGUACUCGGCAAAUACGCAAUGAAAAUGUUUGUUUGGGUUGCCUAAUGAAA